GCGUGGAAAGAUCAGGAGUCACACGACAGAACACACUAUAGCAUGGAUCGAUCUACGCAUCUAAAUCAUAAUUCCGAAGGAAGCGGGGCAUAUAGAGGACAUCCAGUGAAUCAAAGGAUGACGGACAGCGAGCAAACAGAUGAAUAUUCUUGUGAGAAUAACUCACCUAGUACUUCUAACCCCCAGAAUCAGCCAACACAUGCUGAUGGAUACACCAAGAUACCACCAAAUGAAUCAAGAUGGAGCAAACUGCAGAGGAUUGCAAAGGAAGAAGAGGAGAAUCUGAGGAGAUGGAAAGAGGAGAAUCGCCCGGGUCCCAUUCAGCUGACUCCAGAGAGACUAGGUGGUGCGGUAUCACUGGCAGAAUUAAGAAAGAGUCUGAAGGAUAGUGCACAUAAAAUGUUUAAUGCAUUGCAGGCCGAUAAACUAGAGAUGAUGAAAAAGCAAGACGAAGAACAGAGACAGAAUCUGUACCAACACGACAAGCAAAGGAAAAGAGAGGAGUUUCUUCAAAGAAUUGAGAGGUCCAGCACAACCGUUUCUAUGGCAGCAGGCAAUUCCAUACCAGCAUCAUCUUGGGCUAAAUGUCAUGAGCACAGGGAAGCCAGAAGAGAAGAGGAGAAUGCUGACCUGCUUAAGAAGAAAGAGGAGCAGAGGAGAAAGGCAGAAAUUUUGGAGGAACAACAAAAACAACAGGAGGAGGACAGGAAGAGACGGACUGGAGCUGACCAUCGGCGGUUGAACAUGGCCUUCCUAGACCGUCUAGAGGCGAGUAGUUCAAGUAGGGUGCCUAAACCUGUGAACCAAACCACUGAAAGCAGUAAUGUCUGUCUGGAUGAUGACAAACCACAGGAUUCAGCCCUAUCCACAGUACCCAACCCAUCACAGGUCCACACAGACAGUGCAGAGGAGGAUGAUCAUGACCAUAUGUGGACCCUGAUCAAACUCCAGAAUAGGUUUCCAUACUAUGAGCGCGAUAUGCUGGAGGAGAUCGUCAAACAGUGCAAUGGCAAUUACCAGCAAGCAUAUGAGCUGCUUGAUGUGUAAACACUUUGUCAUUUUGUUCCUGAGUGAUAGAUUGAUCCCAAUGUUGUUUUGUGAGCAAAUAAAGAGUUUUGGGUGAACUGUCCCUUUAAUUAAAGAAGGUGGUGAGCUCUAACUAGUGUCCUUUGAACUGAAACAAAAACUUCUUUUUUAGUUUGUGCAGUUAUUUUUGCUUUGACACGAAAUGCACUGACACUUAGUCACAGAGAAAAGAAAUCAAAACAAUAAACCAAGAUUUGAGUCUGCUGUGGGAACAUUUAUGGAUCCCAUGAGUACAAUUCAAAGGCUAAAUGAUGUGUGUUCACAAAAUCCAGAGUCUAAUUUAUAAUGAGGUACAGGACUAGAGGAAUUCUGAACUCAUCCAUCAUGAGAUGGACAGUGAAAAACCCAACCAUCAUACAGAUCAUUAGCUUCCUGAAUGUUUUGUAUAGGUUUCUGCUAAAUCUGCAUGUAUUUAAAAAGGCUGCCUCUAUGUAUGUGAAAUAGAGUGCAACAGUUGGGUUCCUGAAGUAAAAAUCCCAUCCGUUUUCUCCAUAGGGAAUUGAUUUUUAUAUUUUAACAAGAAUUUAUAAACUGUUAAUGACAGACCUACUUUGAGCUACGAGGUUGUUAAUCAGUGGCAUAUGCUUUUGUUAAAGCCAUCAGUUUGCAUUUCAACUUUUUUAAAAAUUUGUAUGGGGAAAAUGAGUGGGACAAAUCGGCAGGCACAGUUGCACUCUAUUCAGCAGAUUUAAAUUUUAAGUAAUGGAAGAGACAUUUCAUGAAAUGGGUGUGUUGUGCUGGACAGAAAAAAAAAAUCCUGUUAGAUAAUAUAAAUAAUAUGCUUAAUUGUUAAUAAAUUUUAUUUGUGUCAUCUUUUUGUUUAUUAUCUUUAAUUUUAAUGUUUUAGAAUUGAUUUAUUAAUAAAAGAAUAUGAAUUUUACUAAUGUUGGGAUUGGAUCAGAAAGGUAACAGGGAUGACAGUUUCAUUUCACAACAAAAUUGUAGUUUCUAUGUAUUUUGUUUUCAUCAAAAUAUACAUAUUUUCUACAAUACAGUUGCAAGAAGAGUGGGCACAGAUUCAAAUGUGUCUACAUCAAGAAAGAGAAAGAGAAAAAAAAAAUAGAAAAUUAAGUUCCUGUAUUUGUGCUGAUGUUUAGAAAAUUGCCUACACUAACACAAAGUAAAAUUGGCACCCAUGUUGUAAAUGAUGGUGUUUUUGACUCAGUCAUGGAGUUCAGGUUCAAGUGUGGCCAAAACAUCAACUUCUAUAUCCCUUUUGAAAGGUCUACCCUGCUUUUUAAAAAAUUGGUUGAUUUUGUGUGAAUUGCAAUACGGUAGCUACCUUGUGUUUUUGUUGAACCAUGAUCAAUCAUGUUCCUACACAGGAAAAGUUUCUUAUGUAAAUGUGUUUGCUGCAUUAAACAUGCUGUUUCCUGUGACAGCUUCCCGGUCUUUUGAUGAGCA
Messenger RNA from Cyprinus carpio (common carp), 2490 nucleotides. Its product is annotated as epithelial-stromal interaction protein 1-like. The transcript has 10 exons. The coding region runs from base 43 to 1047 and encodes 334 amino acids. The record is from RefSeq and is a predicted model, not a curated record. Lineage: Eukaryota; Metazoa; Chordata; Actinopteri; Cypriniformes; Cyprinidae.